Molecule: messenger RNA, 1008 nt
Organism: Phytophthora sojae
Lineage: Eukaryota; Oomycota; Peronosporomycetes; Peronosporales; Peronosporaceae
Exons: 5
Coding region: 1-1008 (335 amino acids)
Source: RefSeq, a predicted model, not a curated record
AUGCAGCAGGACCUGCCGGCGUCCGGGAUGCCGCUGCUGACGUCCAAGCUGGCGGUGGUGCCGGCCAACCCGGAGAGCGAGAAGCUCACGCUGGAGGACAAGUUCCAGGAGGUCUACGACCAAGGGACGGAGGCGACGGAGCGGCUGGAGAUCACCAAGGCCCGCCUCGAGAAGGAGCUGCGGCGUCAGUCCGAGAGCUUCCGGGACCUGGUCAAGAGCAGAAAUACAGACAUCCAGGAGGAGUACGCGCGCAUGCUGAAGGAACUGGACGACCAGACGGAGUCGUUGGACCAGGAGAUCGCCAAGGAGAGGGACAUGAAGGCUGAAAGAGCUAAGCGGCGUCGGGAGGAGGCUCUACAGAAGAAGGCCAGCAAGAAGCAGCACCUUGAAGCGCAGCUGAAGGUGCAGCUGGAUGACUUUACGUCGGAGAUCCGGCAACUGCAGGAAGUGUUUGCUACGCUGGAAAAGGACAACGAGAACCGAGAUAACGAGAAUACUAUGGAGGAGGAGCAGAGCCCAGAGGAACGACGGCGACUUGAAGAGGAGCGCGCGCAGAACGAGAUUGUCGAUCUCGAACAGGAAAUCGUGCUGCUGAAAGAAGCCCAAGACGCGAUUAAGGAGAAGAUCGAUAAACAAUCAUUGAAGGCUCAAUACGAAGAGGAGAAGCAAGAAGUGCUGGAAGAGACGGCCCAUCUCAAGAGCAUGGUCGAAGACCUCACGCCCCAAAUCACCUCCAACAGUGUUCGCCUGCACUCCUUGUUGCGGACACUUGCGCCUUCCCCGGGCAUCGGAACGCUCAUGACUCGACUAUACCAACAACUUUGCAACGAUUCACCUUCGACGCCGUCAACUGAAUUGCCGCCUACACCGCGUAAAACGGUCGACCUGAAGGCGUUCCUCAAUAGCUGUCCAAGUUUUGAAGAAGGCAAUCGAGCAAUUGACGAGCUCAAGAAGCUGCAACUGAUUCAUUGCUACGAGUCAAGCGGAAUUAUCGCGUUGGCAGAUUAG